CUGUUAGUGCGUAAGUCGUAUGUUGUAAUCGUUAUCUUCUCGUUGGAAAGAGAAGAACCUUUUUGACGUAAGGUGAAGAAUUGAAAAAUAAUUCGUUGAAAAAAAAAAAUUAAAUAAAUAAAUUAACGCGUAAUUAUAAUUUCACGUAAUAAUUCUUAUUGAUUCGCGUAGUUGGUCAUUUUGUGUUGAUGUUGUUGUGUCGUUAUCGUUAUCGUUGUUGUUGUUGUCAUUAUUACUCGUGGUAGUGAUUAUAAAUGUUACUAAUAGUAACAGAAUUACCGGUAAAAGAAGCCUAAGAGAAAAACAUGGACGACGAAAUGCAGAUAGUGUCAUUCCUGUUCAAUAAUUUCUACAGAUAUCAAACAGCAAGAAGGAUGUUAGGACUACUCCUGCUAUUAGCUUGUCUAACAACAUCGACUUACUCUUUGAACGGGGAAUUAGUCGAACAAGAAUGUCCGGUGGACUGUCACUGUCACUACUUUCGUAUCAACUGGGUUACCGAUUGCUCGGAAAGCAACCUGACAAGCAUACCAUAUAACGAACUCAGUCCUAAUGUCUACAUACUUGACAUGAAUGGCAAUAACAUACAACACGUUGGAUCGUUUCCACAUGGUAUUAAGCUGAGGCGACUGCAGAUGGCACAUAAUCGACUUGCCCAACUCAAUUACGAAUCUUUCGCUGGACUGACGUAUCUCUUGGACGCGGAUUUCUCCUACAAUGCCAUAACGCACGUGGAUCCAGAAGCUUUUAGGGACAGUCCAGGCUUGAUCACGUUGGAACUUCAGAACAACCCAAUAGCCACGGUCGAGGGCCCUUUCCUAAAUUGUCGCACACUACUCUAUUUGGAUUUGAGUAACUGUGGAAUUCAUCAACUGAAUACACGAUUUUUUCAUAACACAACGAAUCUGAACAAACUCGACUUGUCUUACAAUCCCCUACAAAGGAUAGAACCUGGACCGUUCGACCACUUGACCAAUCUCGAGUAUCUACAGUUGAACGGCUGCAACUUGACUCACCUGUCUCCCGAUACGUUUGCGCAUUUGGAAAAUUUGCGAGAACUCGAGAUGCAGGAGAACGAUUUGAAAGAAUUGAGUUGGACGAAUGUUUUAGCACCUCUCAUUCGUUUGGAGAAUCUCAAUAUAAGAAAAACAUCGAUUAAUUAUUUGCCGAGAGAUGCUUUCGCUAAAAAUUUGUAUCUUCGACAAUUGGUAUUAGCUGACAACGAACUUCAACAUUUGGACGUUGGCAAUACUCUUGGUCAUAACCUGCAUAACUUGCAAUCGUUGGAUUUGUCCAAUUGUCAUCUUCAGGAUCGCUUAUCCGAAGAAGCCUUUAUAAACGCUAGUAAAUUGCGAGUAUUAAAUCUUAGCGGCAAUCCAAUGUUGGCUGCUGAUCUGACUGUAGUCUUACGCCACUUGCCUAAGCUUCACAAACUUUCUCUAAGUCAUUGUCACUUGCGUAAAUUACCGACCGCAUUCGAGGUUUUUGAAAAUCUCGAAGAACUCGAUAUCUCACAUAAUCCACUAUCGGAUGCUUUCGUUUCUUUGUUAAGUCCAUUAAGUUCCUUAGAAUUUUUGGAUAUGUCUUAUUGCGACUUAGGCCAUGUUGGAAAUAAUACAUUCGCUCAAAUGACUUCUCUUAAGAAACUGAUACUAUCAGGAAACACGCUUCACACUUUGGAGGAAGGUUUAUUCGCCAAUUUAACGAGAUUAGAAAGUUUGGAGAUGAAUAAUUGCGAUCUUCGCAACCCGAUCGAUCUAAGGGUUUUUGGUGAUCGCAACAUAACGAACGUGAUCGAGUUGAAGCUCAGUGGUAAUCCACUUAGCGUCACCGAAGAUGAUGCCCUUUUACCAACGCAACUAUCCAAUCUUGAAAUUCUUGACAUAAGCGACUGUGGCCUUUCACAUUUACACGAGAACGUAUUCUCCAAAACAAGAAAUAUCACGCGAUUGAAUUUAUCUAAUAACAAAAUAUCAGAGACGAAAGAUUUGUCUAGUUUGAAAUUAUUAAGAUCAUUGGAACACUUGGAUCUCAGCAAUAACAAUUUACAAUCGAUCAAUUAUAAAAUCUUCAAAUCAAAUCCGAAUCUCUUGUCGGUUAAUUUAUUAGGUAAUCCAUUCGUUUGCAAUUGUUCGGUGGUAGAAAUGUGGGAUUGGGCUGAAAAAGUAAAGAACGAUCUUCACGUCUUAAUUGGUAGUCAACCUGCCAACUUUGAAACGGGUGGUGAGAAACUUCGUAAGAGUUUAACUUGCACUUAUGACGACAAGACUUAUAGAACCGUCAUGGAUCAAAGUAGACCGUUCGUACGUAAAGGUGAUCUAACACCUAAUCGCACAUGGGCAAAAUUCAUUCGCGAAUCGAAUUGUACACGUCGUUUAUGAUAUCCGAAGAAAACAGGACAA
This is a messenger RNA of Polistes dominula (European paper wasp), 2402 nucleotides long. RefSeq lists its product as uncharacterized. The record is from RefSeq and is a predicted model, not a curated record. Gene Ontology annotation, molecular function: protein binding. Lineage: Eukaryota; Metazoa; Arthropoda; Insecta; Hymenoptera; Vespidae.